GCUUGCGCGUUGCGAUCAUAAAUAAUACGCUCCGUGUCGGAGUUCGGCGCAACACUGACUUUUUUGUCUCUACCUAAUUUUGCCCGCUUCUGUCCACGGUGUCGAUGAUGUUGCAAUAAUUGUUUCCGACCGUUCCACACGGCGAAAAUGCGAAAGUGUUCGAGGUAAAAAAAAUUCAUACCCUCGUACCGAUGUCUCGCACUUGGUCGUGGAGCACGAUGGACGCGUGAUAAACGCGAUGUUGAAUUAAAGUGAAGCUUCAGCUGCCCACGACGGCUCGUCGCGUUUGCUUAUGCGGUGUUCCUGAGGUUCCUGGCGAGGUUUGAGGCGAGUCUUCAUCGCGACUUACGUGCUGCACCUCGGGACAAUUUCCACUCCACGAGGUCGAAGGUCAACUGUCGAUAUGGUGUCCUCGUGGUGUUACUUCAUACUACCGGUGGUCCUGCUUAUCGGUUUGCUCCGCAAAUGCCGAGAGCGCACCUGGGGAAGAUGCAAGAGCACCAGCAGUCUGGAGGGCCGGGUGUUCCUCGUGACAGGCGCCAACUCCGGCAUCGGCAAGGAGACGACGAGAGAACUGGCCAAACGGAGAGCCACGGUUAUCAUGGCCUGCCGGGAUAUACAGAGCGCGAAGAACGUUAUAGCGGAAAUACGAAGCAAGAUACCUGCUGGUGAAUUGAUUCCUAUGGAAUUAGAUCUCGCGUCUUUCUCAUCAAUCAGAGACUUUGCCAAUGAAGUGCUAAAAAAGUUUCCCCAAAUUCAUGUAUUGAUCAAUAACGCUGGGGUAUAUGCGCCUCUCAAAGAUCAGGCAGUAACAAAAGAGGGCUUUGAGAUUCAUUUCGGAGUGAAUCAUUUGGGUCAUUUUCUGCUUACCAAUCUUCUUCUGGAUCGUCUGAAGGAAAGCGCUCCUAGCAGAAUAGUAGUAGUGACGUCCAAACUUCUGGAAUCUGGAGUAAUAGACUUAAAAAAUUUGAAUGGAUUCGAGAAAGGAUUGCCGAUAAAGAGCAGAAUGAACCCUGGUUACUGUAAUUCAAAACUUGCAAACGCAUACUUUGCUGUCGAGCUUGCGAAACGAUUGGAAAACACUGGUGUUAACGUUUAUAUGGUAUGUCCUGGAUUUACUUAUACCGGCCUGUUCAGGAAUGUGAAAAGAAGCUGGUUUCACUAUAUUAUUUUCUCGCCUGUUGCUCUUAUGUUUCUACGCACUGCGAAUCAGGGUGCACAAACGGUGUUGCAUGGUGCAACGGAACCAUCUUUAUCCGAGGAAAGUGGACGUUUGUAUCGUGAUUGUAAGCCUUAUGUCUCUAAAAAGGAACUAGAUCCACAAGUGGCAGGUGACUUAUGGGAAGUAAGCUUGAGAUUGACUGGUCUAAAAGAUACAAUAAAAAGAUUUGUAUGAAAUAAAAUGAGGAUUUAGGAUACAUGCGCAGUUGUACAUGUAAGAGACUGAGAACAAAAAUGCCAUCUCAUUCUGAUAUGGCAAGAUUGAAGAUUGCACGAGAUUCCUUUCUUUUUAUUUGACUGACCGGCUAAUUGCCAAAGAAGAAAACGCAGCCACUGUUAAAGGGAAAAUGACUCGUGGUGUAAAUGCAACUUCACUUAUUACAUACAAAUUGGAAAGCCCUUUGCUCUCCACUGUAAUAUCGCAAUUUCAAUUUUGUCAUAUUCCACAAGUGAUUAUUCGAUAUUUUUAUAUAUACAGCGAAUAUAUGUAUAUAGGAUAUAGACAAUGUCAAUGUGGCACAAUCUUAUUUCCAUUUUUUUAUGUAUUUAAAGUCGAUGAAUGAAUUUUCCAUAUGUAGACACAUAUAGCUUGAUGUACAUGUAUAUUUAUCUUUAUAGCUAGCGUCAUCCAUUAGCUACUUUCAAUAUAAAUUCUAUGAAUUACAAAUCCUGUACAAAUGCGGCCUUCUGCUCAUCUCGCGUCAAGCAGUAUCCGAUGUAAAUCAUCAAUUCUCAGAAAGUGAACAUAGAGAAAAUGUAUGUGUUUAGAAUAAAAGUCCAUAGGCAGCCUUUA
This is a messenger RNA of Pogonomyrmex barbatus (red harvester ant), 2014 nucleotides long. Its product is annotated as retinol dehydrogenase 12. NCBI's taxonomy places the organism in Eukaryota, Metazoa, Arthropoda, Insecta, Hymenoptera, Formicidae. The record is from RefSeq and is a predicted model, not a curated record.